AGGCUAUGAAUUAAAAUUAUAUAAAAUAUAAUUAUCAAAAUUAUAGAACUCUUUUAGAAGGACAAAAGUCUUUGAACGCACUUUUACCAUUCUACUACAGUUUGACAUGCUGUGGUGAAUUUAUCUUUCACAAACCACAACAACCCUUUUUGACAGUUAAACUUGCAAAAUUGUAUAAAAAUAAAUAAAGUAUGUCGCAACAAAUUAAAAGAGAAGUAUUAAAAGCUUUUAAAAAUCUCCAUCGAACACGCGAAUCUGUUUUCAAAGGAGAUCAUAAGGCUCUUGUGGCAGCACGAGCUGAAAUAAAUCUUAACUUUCGCAAAAAUCUCUCCGUAACCGAUGAAGUAGAAAUCAAAAAGUUAGUCAAAUUAGCCGAAGAUGUCAAUAAAGAACUCCGCACAAAUGUUGUCCAAGCUGUUGAAAAAGAAUCUGGGAUUUUUGAGGUAAAUAUUAGAGAAGAAGUACCUCGAUUGGAAAAUGUGCCCUUCAAUCCUGAUGCCGUUAUUGAAAAGCCUAGGCGUGGUGCUUCAAAAUGUGGUGGGGCAGAACCACAAGCUGGCAAAAAUUAAUAAAAAAAAAAUAAAUCUUAAAAAGUAGUUCUACAGUCAAAAAUGUA
Messenger RNA from Eupeodes corollae, 616 nucleotides. Its product is annotated as complex III assembly factor LYRM7. Gene Ontology annotation, biological process: mitochondrial respiratory chain complex III assembly. NCBI's taxonomy places the organism in Eukaryota, Metazoa, Arthropoda, Insecta, Diptera, Syrphidae. The transcript has 4 exons. The record is from RefSeq and is a predicted model, not a curated record. The coding region runs from base 192 to 569 and encodes 125 amino acids.